AGGAUUUUGGUGCAUCAAAGUCAGAGAUAGGCCACAUAUCAAAGGAGGAGGUCAAUAUCAUAAUGGACUUAAAAUUGGUGAAUGGACAGAAAUUGUAAGAGAAAAUCCCUUUUAAUAUCAUUAUAUCACUCAUUAUUUCAACAACAAUGGAGAACUAUUAAAUACUGUAGAUAUUAAUUAUUGUGAUUUAUCGACCGAUAUUCUUAAAAUUCUAGAAGAAUAUGAACAACCAAAUUUUACAUCUAAUUAAAAUUCAAUAGUUAAAGACAUAUCAUCAAAAGUAUUUCUAUCACCAAGACCAAUACUUAUUGAUAGAAUAAAAUUAGGGUCACAUUCAUCAUCUAGUAGAAAAUUGGAAAAAUAUCUUUGAUAUUAAUAAAUAAGUUGUAUCGAUUAUCAAAAAUUAAUAAUAUAAAUGA
Molecule: messenger RNA, 419 nt
Organism: Paramecium sonneborni
Lineage: Eukaryota; Ciliophora; Oligohymenophorea; Peniculida; Parameciidae
Source: the annotation of a GenBank genome assembly